Molecule: messenger RNA, 14016 nt
Organism: Toxotes jaculatrix (banded archerfish)
Lineage: Eukaryota; Metazoa; Chordata; Actinopteri; Toxotidae
Product: desmoplakin-like
Exons: 24
Coding region: 115-13194 (4359 amino acids)
Biological process (GO): intermediate filament cytoskeleton organization; wound healing; skin development
Cellular component (GO): intercalated disc; intermediate filament; cytoskeleton
Molecular function (GO): structural molecule activity
Source: RefSeq, a predicted model, not a curated record
GACAGGUGGAGUGAGAAAGACUGAGGCAACCGGCCUGCGGCGCCCCUCCUCCGCCCGCUGAUUUUGCCCCGGUAGCUUCCGCAGAGUCGCUUUAGCUGCCGUUUUCUAGUCAAAAUGAGUUUCUACGGGUCUCAUCAGGCCCUGAACAUGGGCCGCAGGGUCGGAUCCAGAGGCGACUUGACCGGGACGGGGACCUACCAUUACGCACGGAGCGAGGUCCUACAUGGAGGUGGUAAUGGAUACGACCCCUACAUGGACGGACACAAAACCUACACCUUUACAAAGACCUCCAGAGGCGCCACGGUGAGCGGAGUGGCAGGCGGCAUGGUGAGCGGAAUGGGAGGCGGAAUGGUCAGCGGAAUGUCAGGCGGCAUGGUGAGCGGAAUGUCAGGCGGCAUGGUGAGCGGAAUGUCAGGCGGCAUGGUGAGCGGAAUGGGAGGCGGAAUGGCGAGCGGAAUGUCAGGCGGAAUGGUCAGCGGAGUGUCAGGCGGCAUGGUGAGCGGAGUGUCAGGCGGAAUGAGUAGCCUCAGUGCCCUCCACCAGAAGGCAGCGGUCCUGCAAGCUCAGUGCCAGGAGUACCUGAAGAAAGCCGAAUACGCCCUUCAGUCGGGCAGCUCUCCAAGUGAUGCAGAGCACUAUAUGGCUAUGGCCAAAGAGACCAUCGAACAGCUGAAGAGCUGUGCGAACAGCUUGAAUCAGCUGGGACAGCCGAAUGACAGCGUAGUCAGGACUUUGGAGAUGUGUAGAGACCGGCUCAGGGGCGUCCACAUGGCCAUCACAGGCACCAUGACCAGGAGGAGGAGCACCAGAGGGAGCUCUGGAGGCUGGGAGGAUGCUGGAAGGAGCUUCCACGAUGCUAUGGCCUGGAUUACGCAGCAUAAGCGUCUGAUUGAAACGGCUUCCUGGGGAGACGACCCUGCAGCCAUCGAGCAGCAGCUCAUUAGCCACCAGAUGUUUCACAAUUCCAUCCAGAGGAGCCACGAGGUGGACCGAGCCAGGGACGAACUGGUUAAGAGGGGAGACAAAGGACUUCUUCACGCUCUGGAACAGGAAUGGGACAAUCUGCAGCAAAUUUCAUUUGGUCGGACCCAGCAGCUGCGAGACCUCCAGCAGAUCAUUCAGGAAAUAUCUAAAGAGAUCAUGUGGGUGAACGACAGGGAAGAGGAGGAGCUGGUGUUUGACUGGGGAGACAAGAACAUCGACCAGUACAUCCCCAAGAAGCAGGAGAGCUACUCAAAGCUGAUGAGUGCCCUGGAGGACAAAGAGAAGGACCUGAAUAAACUGAAAGCCAAAGUGGAUACGCUUCUAAGCAGCGACCACCCGGCCUCAGACAAGAUCGAGGCUUACAGAGACACUCUGCAGACUCAGUGGAGUUGGCUCCUUCAGAUCACAAAAUGCAUUGAUGUUCAUCUGAAGGAAAAUGCGGCAUACAGCCAGUUCUUCAAAGAGGCCAAUGAGACGUACAGCGCCCUGCAGAAGGAGCAUGAGGCCAUUCGUAACAAGUUCAAAUGUGACAAGAACUCUUCUCUGGAGGGCCUGCAGGAGCUCCUCAAGGGACUGGAGACUGAGAAGGAGAAGAUUAUGGAAAAGAAGAGGCAGGUUCACCAUCUGAUGAACAAGUCAAAGAGGAUUGUAAGACUGAAACCCAGAAACCCAGAGGAGAAGAGCAGCAGCCCCGUCAUCGUCAAGGCUCUGUGUGACUUCAAACAAGACCAGAAGAUAAUCUGUAAGGACAACGAGGCCAUCCUGAAGGACAACAGUCAGCGCAGUAAGUGGCAGGUCACCGGCCCAGGAGGACUCGAUAUGUUGGUGCCGUCCGUGUGUCUGAUCAUACCACCACCCAAUACGCUCAGUGUCAGCCUGGCCCACAAGAACGAGCAGUACUACGAGGCCAUCAUGUCCAUAUGGAAUCAGCUGUACAUCAACGUCAAGAGUCUUAUCGCCUGGCAGUACUGUCUCCUGGAUAUCAAACGCAUCAACUCCCUCACCAUCUCCAUGCUGGCCAAGAUGCGUCCUGAAGAGUAUCGCCAAAUCAUCAAGAACCUGGAGACUCACUACGAGGAGUUCAAACUGUGCAGCCAUGGCUCCCAGAUGUUUGCUGACGAGGACAAGAGGAGCAUCGAGAAACAGUUCACCGGAGCCCAGGCCCUCUAUGAACAGCUGGUGGUGCAGCUGCCUGCUUACAUUGUUCAGCAGGAGCAAAUAGAAACACAGCAAGCAGCCGAGCAGCAACGCCAACAGCAGCUGAUAAUAAUACAGCAGCAGCAAGCUGCCGCCGAAGUGGAGGCCAGGAGAUUCGAAGAAGAACGGCUGAGAAAACGGACAAGGGAGGUGAAGAAAGAGGUAGUAAUUAAAGACCAGGUGAUCAAGAAGGACGUCGUGAAAGGGACCAGGACAGAGCCGGUGAAGAGGAAGGUGCUGGUGUCCUCUUCAUCCUCCCGCAGCUUAUCAGAGCUGCACAUGCUCAGACUGAGGCUGGAGGCCGCUGAGGGCUCGCUGAGUCAGCAUGUUCAUAUCUGCCUUGGAGACGAUGGGGUGCACGACUGUGGCCUGCGGAUCACACAGUUAGAGGCGGUGCAGCGUGACGUAGACUCGAUGCGUGAGGAGUACUUGCGUCUGAGGGAGCGUAUCCUCAAGGAGCUGGAGGGCAUGAAUGAUUCAGAUAAAGCCGAGUUCCUCCGCAGUGAGAUUGGAGUCAUCAACGAAAGACUGGGCAGUCUAGAGAGCGGCUCUUCAGCUUACCUGCAGAGGUUGCGGGCUCUAAGGGACUUGCUGGAGAGUGUGGCACGAGCUGAGGACAUAGUGAAAGUUCAUGAAGCGAGACUGACAGAGAAGGAGACCACUUCUCUGUCGCCCAGUGAAGUGGAGGACUAUAUGCUGACCCUGAAGAAUAUUAAAGCUGAGUUGGAUCAGAAGAAGGAUAUUCUCGCCUCCAUGGAGGCAGAGUUGGCCAAUGUGAGCCACUGGAACAACCAGGUGGGCGGACCCUUCCACAGGUGUGACAUGAUGCUGUCAAAAUACACAGAGCAAGUGGGACUGCUGUCAGACCGCUGGAGACGCAUCCAUGGACAGAUUGGCACCAGACUCCAGGAUCUGCAGCUGUAUCUGCCUCAGCUGCAACACUACAAGCAAACCAGCACCUCCCUUACUAACUGGAUUGAUGUCACACGAAAAAAACAGGACACCCUACAGACCACCAAGAUAGAGAACGUCCAAACACUAAAAGACCACAUUAACAACCAAAAGACAUUGAACACAGAAAUCAAAGCAAAGAGGGAGACAGUCGAGAGUGUGCUGAAGGACAGUGAGGCCUGUGUGAACUCCAUCAAGGACUAUGAAACAGACCUUGCCUCUUACACAGCUGGUUUAGAGACUUUGCUCAACAUCCCCAUCAAGAGGACGAUGCUGAAGUCCCCGUCAAUGGAUCUUAAUCAGGAGGCUGUAGAACUACAGACCCGUUACAUGGAGCUGCUUACCCUGUCUGGUGACUACUACAAAUUCCUGGGAGAGUUGCUCAAAAACAUGGAGGAGCUCAAGAUUCGUAACACCAGGAUUGACCUGUUAGAAGAGGAGCUUCGCCUGCUGAGGGAGGACAUCCAAGACCGCAACGCCAAGAACAAAGCUCUGGAAGACGCUGUUGCCGGGUACCAGCUGGAGCUGUCCCAGUCCCAGGACCAGCUGCUGUCGAUGGAGGAGGUGAAGCGAAACACGGCCCUGCAGUGUAGUGCCACCAAGGAAAGCCUCGAUACCACUCAGAGCCACCUGUCAGACCUCAGCGAUCAGGUGACACGACUCAACUACUUGCUUGAGGAAGAGAAGAGGAAGAGGAGGCUGGCAGAGGAGCGCUAUACUCAGCAGCAGGAGGAGUAUGAGUCUGUGCUGAGGAAGAGGCAGGCGGAGCUGGAGACGGUCAGCUGGUCCAAGAUGGAGGUGGAGAAGACUGUGGCCAGUAAGGAUCACGAAAUCGAACAGCUACGGCGGCAGCUCGCUGAAGAAGCAGCAAGGCUUAAGGAGCUACAGAAGGAAAUAUCAAAGGUAAGGAGUCAAUGUAACGCGGAGAUCAGUAAUUUAAAGCUAAGCUACGAAUCCCAGAUCCACGUCAGUCGCACAGACAUGGAGAGACUGGCGGCCCAGAGGGACGAGGAUACAGCUGAGCUCCAGCUGCAGUAUGACAAGAUGGAGGCAGAGAGGAGGAAUUUGGAGGAGGAGCUCAGGAGGCUCAGGGUGUCUAUCAGCCAGGCUGAGGAACAAAAAAAGAGGGCAGAGGAGGACGCUUACAGUCAGCGUGCCAUCAUCACAGAAGAAGGGCGCAGGAGGAGAGAGCUGGAGGGUCAGGUGGAGGUGCUGAUGAGGCAGAGAGACCAGGAAAGCAGCCAGUAUAGCGAGGAUCUAGCUGAGGUCAUGAAUGCCCUGCAGGAGAAGAGUCAACAGCUGGCCUAUGUCACACAUAGUCUAGAGGAGGAGACCCGCAGGAGAAAAACCACAGAGGAGGGGCAGGCUGUGCUUGAGCAGACUCUGGCCCAGCUGCAGGUGAAGCUAACUAAUUCAUCAAUGGCGGCGACUCAGCUGAGGGAGUGUGAGGAGGAGCUUCAGAAGAUGCGUUUAGAGCUGGAGAGGGAGAGCAGGGAGCGAAGCAGAGUAGAACAAAACAUGAGCAGGUUACAGGGACGCAUCAAGGACCUUCAGACUGUGAGGGAUGGGCUUGAGGACCAGGUGGAGAAUCUGAGGAAGGUUAACCAAGAGGAAGUGGCCAGAAGAAGGCAGGCAGAAACAGAGCUGGAAAAGACCACUGCAACCAUGACAGAGCACACAAACACCAUUACUGCACUUCGCCAGAACCAAGAAGAAGCCAGCACAUCAGGGAAGAUAGGUGAAGAAGUGCGGCUUAGGUUACAGGAGGAACUGGAGAGAAGCUUGAGACAAAAUAAGACCUCUGCAGAGCAAAUGACACAGCUGAGUGCCGAGCUGCAGGCUCUGCAGCAACAGCUACUCCAGGAGCAGACCCGAGUCAAAGAGGCAAACCUCAGGAAUGAGGGUCUUUACAGAACCUUAGAGGAAAAGAGUAAAGCCCUGAAUGAGAACUCUGCUGAACUUCAAAGGCUGAAGGAGAUGACAGAAACCCAAACCAAAGAGAGACUAAAGCUGGAGGAGGAUAUAAGGGCAGCACGACAUGAUAAAGAGGAACUCUUGAGAUCCAGACAGAGAAAUGAUGAUGAGCUCUCCUCCCAGAUAACUGCCCUGGAGCUACAGCUGCAGGCCAGUGAGCGCAGCAAUGUAGAGUACCGCAACCUGGUCUCAGAGCUCUCCUCUGAGAGCGAGAAACUCAAGCUGGAGACUGAGAGAAUACAAAAGCAGGCCACCGAGACAACAGCCAUGAUGCAAUCCAUUCAGUCCCAGUACAGUGAGAUUUUAAAGGAGAGAGAUGCUCUAUUGCUGAAAUUGCAGUUUUUAGAGCAGGACAAAGAUCGCGUCCAAAUGCUAGAGGAGGACCUCAGUCGCAUUAAACUGUCCCUAGAUUCUGAGCUUCGCAAUAAACAACGUCUGCAGGAGGAGAAUGAGAGGGUAAAGAGGGAUUUAAGUCACUGGAAGGACCAACAUGAUAGCAAGCAGAGCCUGAUUAGGCAGUAUGACAAUGACAAGGAGCGCCUGGAGAGGGAGAAGAACUCUUUGAAAAGUGAGAUAGAGAGGCUGAUGAGGGAACUCAGGGAGCUGGAGGAGACAUAUAAAAGUAGGCUGUCAGCCAUCCAGAAAGAGCUGCAAGAGGUGACCAUCGUUAGACAAAACAUGGAGUCUGAGCUGAAGAGAGUUAGAGAGCCCCCAACUUUGGAUGCCUCCUCUGUGAUUUUUGAUGGAGUCCGCAAGCCAGUCACAGCAAACCAGCUGCUUGACUGCGGUGUACUGGACAAACCAACAUUCAGCCAACUUGUGAAGGGGCAUAAGACUGUCUCUGAAGUGUCUGUCGACAAAAAGGUCAGUCUAAAAGGGACAGGCCCAAUUGCUGGGGUGGUAAUUGAAGGUCCAAAAAGUCCAGGGUCCAUUAUUGGACCGCUAUGCAAACUGACAUUCACAGAAGCCAAGAAAGAGAAUCUCCUGCCACCAGAUAGCGUUGACCUGCUAUUGGAUGCUCAGGCUGCCACAGGCCACAUCAUUGACCCAAGAACUAAUCAGAAAUUGACAGUUGAAGACGCAUGUAAUCAAGGUGUAGUUGAUGAGGAGGACAGAGAGAGGUUGCUAGCAGCAGAAGCUGCAGCUGUGGGAUAUAGUGGUCCUGGCAAAAACAAACCCCUUUCAGUAUUUCAGGCUAUGAAGAAAGGACUGAUCGACAAAAACACAACACUGCGCCUGCUACAAGCCCAGGAGUCUGUGGGAGGCAUUCUAGAUCCGGUACUCAGUGUGUUCCUUCCCAAAGAUACAGCCAUGGAGCGUGAUCUAAUUGAUGAUGACAUGUAUCGCGCUUUGAAUAAGAGGCCAGAGCUCUACCUGGACCCAGAAAGUGAGGAAGGUGUAACUUAUAUGUCAAUGAAGCGGAGAUGUAAGGUAGAGCCACACACAGGCCUUCUGCUUCUUCCUGUCUCCGAGAGGACAGACCCCUCCAAACUUGUCUUUGAUGGUGUUCGGAAACCAGUCACAGCCAACCAACUGCUUGAUUGUGGUGUCCUGGACAAACCAACAUUUAAAGAUCUAGAAAAGGGAAGGAAAACUGUCCCAGAGGUGUCUGUAGACAAAAAUGUUAAUCUGAAGGGGACUGGACCCAUUGCUGGGGUUAUAGCAGGGAGUCAAGGAAAAAUGUCUUUGUCAGAAGCCAAGAAACAGAAGCUUCUGCCUGAUGACUGCGCAGAUUUGCUGCUGGAAGCUCAGGCUGCCACAGGCCACAUCAUUGACCCCAGAAACAACCAUAAGCUCACUGUAGAGGAAGCAUGUGCCAGAGGAGUGGUGGACAAUAGAGACCGUGACAAUUUAUUAGCAGCAGAGGCUGCUGCUGUAGGAUACAAGGAUCCUAGUGCAGGAAAGCCUCUCUCAGUGUUUGAAGCCAUGAAGAAGGGAUUCAUUGACAGGAAGACUGGGCUAUGCCUCUUGCAGGCCCAGGAGUCAGCGGGAGGAAUUCUAGAUCCCAAUCUCAGUGUCUUCCUACCAAAAGACACAGCUAUCAAGCGCAACCUUUUGGAUGAAAACUUACGUCAUGCUCUAAACCAGAGUCCUGCUUGUUACCUUGACCCAGAAACUGAGCAUGAUGUCAGCUAUGGGGCUUUGAAGAAAAGAUGCAAGACAGAACCACACACAGGCCUACUACUUCUGCCCAUCACUGAGAAGCUAGACCCUUCCAAACUUGUCUUUGAUGGUGUACGUAAACCAGUAACAGCACAACAGCUGCUUGAUUGUGAGGUCCUGGACAAACCAACAUUCAACCAGCUAGUUAAGGGGGAGAAGAUUGUCCCAGAGGUGUCUGUGGAAAAGAGAGUCUUUCUGAAGGGGACAGGGUCAAUUGCAGGUGUUGCAGCUGGACCUUCAGGGAAAAUGUCUUUAUCAGAAGCCAAGAAACAGAUGCUCAUGCCCCCAGAUAGUGCAGAUUUGCUAUUGGAUGCUCAGGCAGCUACAGGCCACAUCAUUGACCCCACAACCAAUCAGAAGCUCACAGUGGAGGAAGCAUGUGCCAGAGGAGUGGUGGACAUUAGGGAUCGUGACAGACUCUUGGCAGCAGAAGCUGCUGCUGUGGGCUACCGCGAUCCUAGCACAGCUAAGCCUGUUUCAGUGUUUGAGGCAGUGAAGAAGGGAUUAAUUGACAACGAGACUGGGCUACGCCUCUUGCAGGCCCAGGAGUCUGCAGGGGGCAUUCUAGAUCCCAACCUCAGUGUGUUUCUCCCUAAAGAAACAGCUAUAAAGCACAACCUUUUGGAUGAAAACCUCAGUCGUGCUCUAAACCAGAGUCCUGCUUGUUACCUUGACCCAGAAACUGAGCAUGAUGUCAGCUAUGGGGCUUUGAAGAAAAGAUGCAAGACAGAACCACACACAGGCCUACUACUUCUACCAAUCACUGAGAAACUAGACCCUUCCAAACUCAUCUUUGAUGGUGUACGUAAACCAGUAACAGCACAACAGCUGCUUGAUUGUGAGGUCCUGGACAAACCAACAUUCAACCAGCUAGUAAAGGGGGAGAAGACUGUCCCAGAGGUGUCUGUGGAUAAGAGAGUCUUUCUGAAGGGGACAGGGUCAAUUGCAGGUGUUGCAGCUGGACCUUCAGGGAAAAUGUCUUUAUCAGAAGCCAAGAAACAGAUGCUCAUGCCCCCAGAUAGUGCAGAUUUGCUAAUGGAUGCUCAGGCAGCUACAGGCCACAUCAUUGACCCCACAACCAAUCAGAAGCUCACAGUGGAGGAAGCAUGUGCCAGAGGAGUGGUGGACAUUAGGGAUCGUGACAGACUCUUGGCAGCAGAAGCUGCUGCUGUGGGCUACCGUGAUCCUAGCACAGCUAAGCCUAUUUCAGUGUUUGAGGCAGUGAAGAAGGGAUUAAUUGACAACGAGACUGGGCUACGUCUCUUGCAGGCCCAGGAGUCUGCAGGGGGCAUUCUAGAUCCCAACCUCAGUGUGUUUCUCCCUAAAGAAACAGCUAUAAAGCGCAACCUUUUGGAUGAAAACCUCAGUCGUGCUCUAAACCAGAGUCCUGCUUGUUAUCUUGACCCAGAAACUGAGCAUGAUGUCAGCUAUGGGGCUUUGAAGAAAAGAUGCAAGACAGAACCACACACAGGCCUACUACUUCUACCAAUCACUGAGAAACUAGACCCUUCCAAACUCAUCUUUGAUGGUGUACGUAAACCAGUAACAGCACAACAGCUGCUUGAUUGUGAGGUCCUGGACAAACCAACAUUCAACCAGCUAGUAAAGGGGGAGAAGACUGUUCCAGAGGUGUCUGUGGAUAAGAAGGUCUUUCUGAAGGGGACAGGGUCAAUUGCAGGUGUUGCAGCUGGACCUUCAGGGAAAAUGUCUUUAUCAGAGGCCAAGAAACAGAUGUUCAUGCCCCCAGAUAGUGCAGAUUUGCUACUGGAUGCUCAGGCAGCUACAGGCCACAUCAUUGACCCCACAACCAAUCAGAAGCUCACAGUGGAGGAAGCAUGUGCCAGAGGAGUGGUGGACAAUAGGGAUCGUGAUAGACUCUUGGCAGCAGAGGCUGCUGCUGUGGGCUACCGCGAUCCUAGCACAGCUAAGCCUAUUUCAGUGUUUGAAGCAAUGAAGAAGGGAUUAAUUGACAGGAAGACCGGGCUACGUCUCUUGCAGGCCCAGGAGUCUGCAGGGGGCAUUCUAGACCCCAACCUCAGUGUGUUUCUCCCUAAAGAAAUAGCUAUAAAGCGCAACCUUUUGGAUGAAGACCUUUGUUAUGCACUAAACCAGAGUCCUGAGUAUUAUAUUAACCCAGACACUGAGCAUGAUACCAGCUAUGGGGCUUUGAAGAAAAGAUGCAAAACAGAGUCUCACACAGGCCUGAUACUUCUGCCAGUCACUGAAAGAAAGGACCCUUCCAAACUCAUGUUUGAAGGGGUCCGCAAACCAGUCUCAGCCCAGCAGUUGUUUGAAUGUGGAGUCCUUGACAAGCCAACAUUUAACCAGCUAGUGAAAGGGGAGAAAACUGUCCCAGCGGUGUCUGAGGAAAAGAUGGUCUACCUGAAGGGUACUGGGCCAAUUUCAGGGGUUGUACCUGGGUGUCAAGGAAAAAUGUCUUUGUCAGAAGCCAAGAAACAGAAGCUUCUUCCUGAUGAUUGUGCAGAUUUGCUGCUGGAAGCCCAGGCUGCCACAGGCUACAUCAUUGAUCCUAAAACUAACCAGAAGCUGACAGUAGAGGAGGCAUGUGCUAAAGGAGUGGUGGACAUUGGAGAUCGAGGCAGAUUAUUAGCAGCAGAGGCUGCUGCGGUGGGCUACAAGGAUCCUAGCACGGCCAAGCCUCUCUCAGUGUUUGAAGCCAUGAAGAAGGGACUAGUUGACAGGAAGAUUGGGCUACGCCUGUUGCAGGCCCAGGAGUCAGUGGGAGGAAUUCUCGAUCCCAAUCUCAGUGUCUUCCUACCAAAAGAGACAGCUAUUAAGCGCAACCUUUUGGAUGAAAACCUCCGUCAAACUCUAAACCAGAGUCCUGCUUGUUACCUUGACCCAGAAAAUGGGCAUGAUGUCAGCUAUGGGGCUUUGAAGGAAAGAUGCAAGACAGAACCACACACAGGCCUACAAGUUUUGCCUGUCUCUGAAAAGCUUGAUCCCUCCAAACUAUUCUUUGAUGGUGUCCGUAAAACAGUCACAGCACAGCAGUUGCUUGAAUGUGGGGUCGUAGACAAGCCAACAUUCAACCAACUAAUGAAGGGGGAGAAAACUGUCCCAGAGGUGUCCAUUGAUAAGAAGGUCUUUCUGAAGGGCACUGGGUCAAUUGCUGGUGUUGCAGCUGGACCUUUAAGAAAGAUGUCCCUUACAGAGGCAAAGAAACAGAAAAUGAUGUCUCCAAAGAGUGCUGACAUGCUACUUGCUGCUCAGGCAGCCAUAGGCCACAUCAUUGACCCCAGAACUAAUCAGAAACUGACAGUAAAAGAAGCAUGUGCCAGAGGAGUAGUGGAUAAAGACGAUGAAUCAAAGUUGUUUGCAGCUGAGGCUGCCGCUACAGGUUACAGAGACCCAAGUACUGCCAAGCUCCUAUCAGUUGGCCAGGCCAUGAGGAUGGGAUUAGUUGACAAGGACACUGCUAUACGUAUACUUCAGGCUCAAGAGUCUGUAGGAGGUAUCUUGGACCCUGUCCUCAGUGUAUUUCUACCCAAAGACAUUGCUAAGGAUCGGGAUCUCAUAGAUGACGACCUAUACCAGGCCCUGAACCAAUGUCCUGAGUGCUAUUUGGACCCAGAUACACAACAAGCAACUACCUAUGUAUCUUUGAAGAGAAAAUGUAAAGCUGAUCCAAGCACAGGUCUUUUGUUUCUCCCUGAACCUCAAAAGCCAUUAACUGUCCAGGGGCUUAGGGGAAAGGUGUCAGUCAUUGAUCUGGUGGAUGCAGACUUGCUGGAACAAUCUGAUAUGGAUCAACUGAAUGAGGGUAGAUUGACAAGCCAGGAUAUUGAAGACCGCCUGCACUCCUACCUGCGAGGUUCCACCUGCAUAGCAGGAGUCUAUGAUGAGGCCAGUGAUAAGGUGAUACCAAUCUAUCAUGCCAUGAAAGAUGGACUGUUGCGACGUGGGACCACUCUGGAACUGCUUGAGGCACAGGCUGCAUCAGGCUUUAUAGUUGAUCCUGUCAGCAACCUGCAUCUAACAGUUAGUGAUGCCUAUAAUAAAGGACUGUUUGGGCCUGAGUUUAAGGAACACCUGCUAGCAGCAGAGAGAGCUGUGACUGGUUAUAAAAUGCCUGGCACAGACAAGAUAAUCUCCCUCUUUCAGGCUAUAGAGAGAGGUUUAGUGGAGAAAGGCCAUGGCAUCCGUCUGCUAGAGGCCCAGAUUGCCAGUGGUGGGAUCAUUGAUCCUGAACAUGGACAUCGUAUUGAUGUGAAUGUAGCCUACAAGAGAGGUUACUUUGAUGAAAAAAUGAACAAGAUCCUUACUGAUGAGGAUGAUGAUACUAAAGGUUUCUUUGAUCCUAACACAGAGGAAAACCUAACUUAUCUGGAGCUUAAGAAACGCUGCAUCACAGAUAAGAAGACUGGUCUAACCCUUUUACCUAUCUUGGACAAGAAGAAGUUAGAGUCAACUCUGAAGAACACUCUGAGAAAGAGGAGAGUGAUAAUUGUGGACCCAGAAACUAAUAAAGAAAUGACAGUACGUGAAGCAUAUGACAAAGGGUAUAUUGACUAUGAAACUUUCCUGGAGCUGUCCCAGCAGGAGUGUGAGUGGGAGGAGAUCACUAUCACUGCCCCAGAUGGUGCUGUACGGUUUGUCAUCAUUGACAAGAAGACUGGACGACAGUACGACAUUACUGAGCUGCUUGAAAAGGGAGUAAUUGAUCAAUCAGUUCUAGAUCAGUACCGCUCACGUGCUAUCACCCUGACUCAAUUUGCAGAUAUCAUCACUAACAAGACCAAACAUGGAUUAUUGUCAUCAUCAUCAUCAUCAGUAUCAUCAACCACAAAGCCAUCUGCAGCCUCAGCUACAUCUUCAAUGACAUCAUCAUCAUCAUCAGUAUCAUCAACCACAAAGCCAUCUGCAGCCUCAGCUACAUCUUCAGUGACAUCAUCAUCAUCAACAUCAUCAUCAUUAUUUACUUCAAGAAUAUCAGCAUCCUCAAGCACAUCAUCAUCAACUCUAAGAACAUCAGAAGCAUCAGUCCCAUCGUUAGUUAUAUCAUCAUCAUCAGCCUUGUCAAGACCUCUAUCACCCACUCUUGCCAAGAUGACCACAACAAGAACUACCACAGUCACAGAGCGAAGCACCACAAUCAGCAGUACUGGUCGAGACUCACCUGACACCCUUAAGCGUAUAUCCAGUAUGUCCAUCACUCUGACAUCUCCUGCUGAGGCAGUUGGUGAACAGGAACCUGUGGGUGCCAUCUUUGACACAGAGACUGCAGAGAAGAUAUCCAUCAUGGAGGCUCUAAAUCGUGGCCUGGUGGAUUCCAUCACUUCCUGUAGACUGUUGGAGGCCCAAGCCUGCACUGGAGGAAUCGUACAUCCCGAAGAUGGCCGUAGGUAUGGCAUCCAACAGGCCUGCCGCAUGCAUAUAAUAAAUGAUGACAUGGUCUCUAAGCUCAAGGCUGCACAGAAAGCCUAUUUUGGCUUUGAAGAUGUAAAAACCAAGAAGAAGAUGUCUGCUUCUGAGGCCAUGAAGGAGAAGUGGUUGCCAUAUGAGGCGGGACAAAGAUUCAUGGAGUACCAGUAUGUAACAGGGGGGCUUUAUGACCCAGAAGCGGGCUGUAGAAGAUCUGUAGAAGAUGCGUUGAAAAUGGGCUGGCUGGAUGGGACAUCAGCCCAGAGGCUCCAAAACAUCAGACAAUACCCAAAGAACCUGACCUGCCCCAAGACCAAACUUAAGAUCUCUUACAAGGAGGCUCUGGAUAAUUGCCUGGUGGAGGAAGGUACUGGAGUGAAGAUGCUCCAGGCCUCAUCUGUGUCUUCCAGAGGGAUCAGCAGUCCAUACAACGUGUCCUCUGCCCCAGGAUCCACCACAGGCUCUAGGAGCGGCUCGCGUCGAAGCUCCCGCAGGAGCAGCGUGGACCUAGGAUCCCCCACCACCUCGUUAACUACUUAAUAACUACAGUUAUACUAGCUUCACCAGCUUCUCCUCCACAAAAUAAAUUAAGAAAAGGCCCUAAACAUGCAUGAAUCAGAUUUUGUUUGAAUAUUUUUAAUGUUUGGAAAAGAACUGUGUUUAAGAAAGUAUUGUGCAUGUUGUAUAUGAGGAGAAAAACUCAAGGUUAACAUUAACAUUAAAUUCUUUGCAUAGUCUUUGAUUUUAGGUAUGGUGUUGGUGGCUAUGCUUUUAAAAAGACUAGUUCAAAUGAUGAACACUACCAGAGUAUUUUUUGUGAGGAUGGACUUAAGUACUGUUCAGGUACUUGGUAUUUGGAUUGAAAAUGAAGUGCAUGAAAUAAUUGCUGGUGCUCCUAAUAUAGGUUUAGAAAUGAUAGCCAAACUCUUGCUUACAUAUAUUUCAAAUACAUUUUUUAGAAUCUAUACAGUACGUAAUUUCUUCAUCAGCUUAGCAAUGGUCACAUAAGGUUGGUACAUUUAUCAUGCGUGCCUAUUUUGUGUGGGGAGGGAUACAAGGUUGGGUUGGGUUAUUUUUUUACCAAAUCACUUGUUAACCAUCGGUUUCUUGCAAUGUAGUGCUUCCACUUCUAUAACUGUUUCUCAGUAUCUCAUAAUAAAAAAUAAUCUUUGAGUCAUUUGCUGUAAUUCAUGACACCUUAUUUAUGGUCAGUUUCAUACAUUUUAGGUAGUUGUAACAACACACAUUACAGUAUAAAAUGGCACUUACAUAUAUGGAGAUAUAUAUAAGGCAGGAGAAGAUUGAUACCUUUUUCAAAAGAAAUCCUGUAAGAGAAGUAGAAAGCUUAAUGUUGAAAAAAUG